Dovyalis caffra is the source of this 2325-nucleotide messenger RNA. The record is from the annotation of a GenBank genome assembly. NCBI's taxonomy places the organism in Eukaryota, Viridiplantae, Streptophyta, Magnoliopsida, Malpighiales, Salicaceae.
AUGAGGAGUAGAGAAGUCGACGAGUUUCUCGACCAGGCUUUAGCGAGGGCUAUGACCAAAGCCAUAAGGCGGAAGGUGGCCACUCACUCGUCGGUGACUCGUUUCGAGAAUCUUACGAAAACCGAUAUGGAAGCGUUGAUCAUUUCAUCAAUCAAAGCGGGUCCCAACAGAACCGACUUACAUUCUCUUCAGGGAAAGCAUCGUGGCCGUUAUUCAAAGCUUGGGAACAUAAUUUCCGUGUCUGAAACCACACCCAACACACUUUCCACUAAAUUAUUCCUGUCCCCGUCCUAUCCUCUCUCUGCUUACUUCCAUCUUCGUCUUCGCCUCGAAGAUAACCCAAAUUCCUCUCCAAUUCUCCGUUUUGUGACAAAAAGCCUAUCAAAUCUAGCGAUGCAACAAGGAGAUUACAGUUCUUUCUUUCAAUAUCCACACCUCCAAAACCCCAACCCUAACCCUAAUCCUCCGAUUGAUCAUCACCAAACCCCGUACGCAUCCGCACCACCUUUCUCCUCCGAUUACUCCAUUUAUCCCCCAAAUUAUCCUCCUUAUUCUCAAAAUUCCGAUCCUGUACCUCCACCUACAGCCCCUACAUACACGCCAACAACACCAACAACCCCACCGCCAAACCCUAAUAAUUCACAAUCAUCCUUCAAUCCACCACAACCGCUGCCACCACAACAACCACCGUCUUUUCCACCUUAUGAUUCCCAUGGGUCUUACCAACCUCCAGCAACUCAGCAAUCUUAUUUCCCACCCUUUGAUCAACAUCAAACGGCUUCCAAUUACGCUCCUCAACCACCGCCUCCUACCUCUCAAAUAGCACCGAAUCCUAUCGCAACAACUAAUUCUCCAUACUCCUCGACGUACAGCGCGCCUUAUAAUCCAAUAGGAUCAUCAGUCCCACCUGUCUACGAUACUCCAUACGAGAAUCCGGUGAAAUUCGAUCAGAAUUACGGGUAUUUGGACAGUUAUAAUCGGAGCAGGUCCGAUAUAGGGUCUGAUCUAUAUGGAAAGCGACCAGAGAGCCGAUAUGAUAUUGGUGGCGGCCGUGAUGAUGGGUAUGGAGAUGGUGUUUAUGCAUAUGAAGGAGGUAAGGUUGAGCCUUAUGGAGCACGAGGGACAGCUCCAAAAUCAUCGACCUGGGCUGGGUUCGAUGAUUAUGGGAGAUCAAUUAGUGUUCCGUCUGGGAAGGAUAAUUCGGCGCGGUCCAGUUCUGGUUCAGGCUCGGGGAAGAUUGUGAGGGCAGUGCCGAAGGUGGAGGCUCAGGAAGAUGUUAAGAGUGGGGUCCAGAAGUUUAGAGUUAAGCUUUUGGCUGAAAGUGGAGGACAGAGUACUAUGGAUGUGCUUUGCCAGAUUGGUUUGGAUGGAAUUCGUAUGCUCGAUCCCAAUACCAGUCGAACUUUGAGAAUAUAUCCUCUUGAGAACAUCACAAGAUGCGAUAAAACAGAUUCAUCUACCUUUGCAUUUUGGUCCAAGAGUUCUGUGGACAUUGAGCCAAGACGUAUUAGACUGCAAUCAAACAGUUACACCACCAACACCCUUCUUGACACUGUGACUGCUGCAACUGUACAGUUGCUGAGUUCUGGUAGUAUAUCUGUUUCAAAUACAGAAGCCAAAAACCGAGGCAUGAAUGAUGAAUCUAUUCUCAAAGAAAUGGUUGAAAGAAUCAGGCCUUCUGAUGCUUCAAAGACAACUGAGCAACCUACAGAGAAGAAGAAAGGGUUUGGCGAUUGGAUGAACUUGAUGAAGCAAGGCAGUGAGGAGAAAGAUCAUUGGGUCCCUGAUGAAGCUGUUUCAAAGUGUACAUCAUGCAGAACAGAUUUUGGGGCUUUUGUUCGUCGGCAUCACUGCAGAAACUGUGGAGACAUUUUCUGUGACAAGUGCACCCAUGGAAGAAUUGCUCUUACUGCUGAUGAGAAUGCUCAGCCAGUUAGAGUUUGUGACCGAUGCUUGGCAGAAGUGACGCAGAGGCUGAGUAAUGCUAAGGAAGCAACUAGCAAACCUGCAGCGAUUCGUAGUCACGAGGAUCUUGCCAAGAAGCUUCAGGAGGAGAUGGAGAAAAAUCGCAAGUCAUCAUCAGGAUCCAAGUCCGAAGGAUCUGGGAAGCGGAUGAGAGAAGUUGCCUGUCCAACUUGCACUGUCCAUUUGCAGGUUCGAAAUCCCAGCUUGAUUUGGUUCAGGUUCCCAGCUCUGGCUCUGAAACUAUCGAGUGUGGAGUAUGUCAACACCCAUUUCUUGUCAGUGCACACUGAUUCCUGCAGAGUUUUCCUGAAUAUAUUGGAGGGCUCCUAUUCCUCUGGGAUGGAACUUGUACAUGACUAA